This is a messenger RNA of Kluyveromyces marxianus DMKU3-1042, 867 nucleotides long. RefSeq names its product DNA-directed RNA polymerase I subunit RPA43 (gene RPA43). Gene Ontology annotation, cellular component: RNA polymerase I complex. Gene Ontology annotation, biological process: DNA-templated transcription; DNA-templated transcription initiation. Lineage: Eukaryota; Fungi; Ascomycota; Saccharomycetes; Saccharomycetales; Saccharomycetaceae. Bases 1 to 867 code for a protein of 288 amino acids. The record is from RefSeq and is a predicted model, not a curated record. The transcript has a single exon.
AUGAAAAGAUCCGCCGAAGAAGUAAAGGCGCUACGUCUAAUUAAGAGAUUUAAGCAGCCAAACAGAAAUCCUAUUGAUGAAGAAGAUGGAUGCUCUAAAUGUAUAGUGAAGGUCCCUGUUUCGAUGUAUGUUUCUCUAGCACCUAUCUACCAACAGUUGCCAAAGGAUGGUAUUAUGAGACAACAUCUUAAUGGGAUGGUGAUGAAAUAUAAUGCGGAUAUUGGAGGUGUGAUUUUGGGUUUUGAAAACUUACGUAUCGUUGGUGAAGAGGUCAACGAAGAAGAUGAGAAGCUUAUGAAGCUUACUCCUGAUACACCAUUUGCUUUCACGUGGUGUCAUGCCGAUUUCAUUGUGUGGCAACCUCAGGUUGGUGACAUUAUCGAAGGGUGGAUCUUCAUCCAAUCUGCAUCGCAUAUCGGUCUGCUAGUACAUGAUGCUUUCAACGCCAGUAUCAAAAAAAACAGUAUCCCAAACGACUGGACAUUCAUCCACAACGAGGAAACCACCGGAAAUGAUGGUGAAGACUCUAUAGAGGACAAAAAGUUCCAAUCCUUGGGCCACUGGAUAGAUGGUAACGGUCAACAACUAGGAGGGAAACUAAAAUUCAAGGUAAAAAACGUCUAUACUGCUGGAAGAAUGGUUUCUUUAGAAGGUACUUUGCUUGCUGACUCUGCUAGAGCAUCUCAUUCUGACGUAGAGAACCUACCUGUUGUUUCCAAUAAGAAGAUUGUAUUCGACGAUGAAGUUUCCAAAGAAAAUACAGACUCGCAUAAAGAACUCGAACUUUCAGUUGUUAAGGAAGACAAUGGAGACGAGAUAGUUUACGAAAAAGACUCUAGUGAAAGUGAUUCUAGUGAUAGUGACUGA